Messenger RNA from Physeter macrocephalus (sperm whale), 594 nucleotides. RefSeq names its product protein Abitram-like. The transcript is spliced from 7 exons. Bases 1 to 594 code for a protein of 197 amino acids. Gene Ontology annotation, cellular component: nucleus; filopodium tip; dendrite. Gene Ontology annotation, molecular function: actin filament binding; actin monomer binding. NCBI's taxonomy places the organism in Eukaryota, Metazoa, Chordata, Mammalia, Artiodactyla, Physeteridae. The record is from RefSeq and is a predicted model, not a curated record. Gene Ontology annotation, biological process: regulation of filopodium assembly; regulation of actin filament polymerization; dendrite morphogenesis.
AUGGCUACCGAGCCCGAGACCCCUGAGACCGCCUUGGCUGCGGAGCCCGCGGUGCCCUCGCUUCUGGAUCGUUACUUCACUAGCUGGUACGAAGCGGAUGUCAAAGGAAAACCCUGUGAGGACCACUGUAUACUACAACACUCUAACCGGAGUUUGGUUGACAAGAAUGAGUCUUUCAGUGCCUACUCUAAACAAAUAAACUUGAUGACCCAAACAUCCAAAUGGAGGUCCACACCCUCAGUCGGCUGCUACCUCAAAUUUUCCUACCCUUUUGAAAUCUUUACACUUGGCUAUGUGCAGCUUUCUCAUGGGGCACAGUUUCUAACAGAACUUGCACCUCUGUGUAAGAUUUACUGCUCUGAUGGAGAAGAAUACACCAUGUCUACCUGUGUUAGAGGACAGUUGAUGGAAGUGAAUGAAAGCAUUCUCCAUAAGCCAUCUAUUCUUCAAGAGAAGCCAUCCACCGAAGGCUACACUGCAGUUGUGUUGCCCAAGUUUGAAGAAAGUAAAAGCAUAACAGAAGGGUUACUGACACAAAAACAGUAUGAAGAAGUCGUGGUGAAAUGCAUCAAUGCCACAACAGCUACCUCAUGA